Molecule: messenger RNA, 549 nt
Organism: Aureobasidium melanogenum CBS 110374
Lineage: Eukaryota; Fungi; Ascomycota; Dothideomycetes; Dothideales; Saccotheciaceae
Product: AP-2 complex subunit sigma-1
Exons: 3
Coding region: 1-549 (182 amino acids)
Biological process (GO): vesicle-mediated transport; protein transport
Cellular component (GO): intracellular membrane-bounded organelle
Source: RefSeq, a predicted model, not a curated record
AUGAUCAACGCCGUCCUGGUUUUCAAUAACAAUGGCCAACCGCGUCUGACCAAAUUCUACACACAACUGGAUACUGCUGUUCAGCAACGUCUGAUUUCUGAAAUCUUUACCCUGGUUUCUGCCCGGCCAUCAUCAGCAUGCAACUUCCUACCACUGCCACCUCUUCUCGCUCCGGCUCAGUCGGCAGAGGCAGUAUCGGAUUCUCACAACGACGUUCCAUCUCUGGUCACUUAUCGCCAUUAUGCCACUCUUUACUUCAUCGUCAUCAGCACUAGCACCGAGUCUCCUUUGGCUCUGCUCGAUCUGAUCCAAGUCUUUGUUGAGUCACUGGACAGGCUCUUCGAGAACGUUUGCGAACUGGAUCUCAUCUUCAACUUCGAAACGCUACAUGCAGUCCUGGGCGAAAUGAUCGUUGGUGGUGUCGUGAUUGAGACAGGCUUGGACAAGGUGGUACAAGGAGUGAAGGCACAAGGAAAGGUCGCUAAGCGGCCUGUCAACGAAGGCAGUCGCACUGGUGGUCUUGGACCUGGUAUCUGGGCGGGCAGAUGA